UAGUGGACAAAGUAAGCCAAGUCCUCUUGAGGAGUAUUUAAAAGACUUUGUGACUGAAUACAAACAUCUCAAGGACAAUGGAAUAGUUUUUAAAGACCAGACUUACACUGUCAAUAUUGAUGCUCUGAUAUGUGAUGCCCCAGCAAGGGCAUAUCUGAAAUGUAUCAAGGGUCAUACUGCCUAUGAGAGUUGUGAAAGAUGUGUAAUCAGAGGUACUCGUUUUGAGGGAAGAAUAGUUUUCUGUGAACAGGAAUGCACUUCUCGAACAGAUGACAGUUUCUCCAGAGUGGAAUACAGUAACCACCAAACUGGUAUCAGCCCAUUCAUUGCAGCAGGAAUUCCUUGCGUCAGCUCUUUUGUCCUAGAUUAUAUGCAUGUCGUCUGCUUGGGAGUAGUUAGGCGCCUGCUAAUUUACUUGACUCGUGGACCAAAGAUCUGUCGUUUAUCUGUGAGGCAAAAGGAUGCAAUUUCACAAAAACUAAUUGCACUGAGAGGGAAGAUGCCAAGUGAAUUUGCUCGACAACCGCGGGGUUUGCAUGAAAUUGAUAGGUGGAAAGCCACUGAACUCAGGCAGUUUUUGCUGUACACAGGUCCUGUGGUUUUGAAAACGGUGUUGUCCCCUGAAAAAUACCAACAUUUCUUGUCAUUGACGGUAUCUAUGUCGAUAAUGCUGGAGUCAGAUGAGCGUAUUCGAAAUGCCUAUCUCCAAUACUCUCAGGACCUCAUCAAACACUUUGUAAUGUGCUGUGCUGACCUGUAUGGCAAGACCUUUCCUGUGUACAAUGUACAUGCACUAAUUCAUCUCAAAGAGGAUGCCAGCCAUUUCAACUGUUCCUUGAAUAACAUUUCCUGUUUUCCCUUUGAAAACUACCUACAACAAGUCAAGAAACACGUGAGGAGUGGGAGAAGUCCCUUGGAACAAGUGACUAGGUUUUUUUAUGAAAUCGAGCAAUCAGAAGUGGACAAUAGCCAAAGACACCCUAAAGUGUUUGUCUCUGUUAAAGAAAAGGACAGUUGUUUUCUUUUGAGGGACAACAGUUUUGCUUUUGUUCGACAGAAAAAUGCAGAUGGGUCUUUUGCUUGUGAAAUUCUGCGCCAGCGUCACACUUCACCAUUAUUUCACCAACCGUGUAGCUCUGGACUUCUGAACAUAGUGUGCAUAGGAAAUGAUGUCAGGAUGAAAAAUGCAGUACUGCAAGAAAGGGAUCUGUUCCGGAAGGUGGCCUACCUCCCACAAGAAGCUGGUGGUUCUGUCCUCAUACCCCUUCGCCAUAGUCAGGAACACACACAUUAAGGUCAUGUACACGAGAGCAGUUUGGAGGGAGGGUACCCAAGAGGAGGAGGGUGUAGUUCCUGACAGUUGGAUUGACAGAGAAAAGAAAACUGUCAGAUGGCCACGUAAAAUGAGCGUUACAAAAACAAAAAAAGCAAUAAAGGACAAAAUGAACCCCCAGGAUGAUUGGAUGACAUUCUCAUUAAUAAAGAUAAAAAUUACAUCAGCCAAGUUUUGUAAAAAAAAAAAAAAAAAAA
Molecule: messenger RNA, 1530 nt
Organism: Pimephales promelas (fathead minnow)
Lineage: Eukaryota; Metazoa; Chordata; Actinopteri; Cypriniformes; Leuciscidae
Source: RefSeq, a predicted model, not a curated record